Messenger RNA from Pelobates cultripes (western spadefoot toad), 180 nucleotides. NCBI's taxonomy places the organism in Eukaryota, Metazoa, Chordata, Amphibia, Anura, Pelobatidae. The record is from the annotation of a GenBank genome assembly.
AUGGCGCCCACUCCCUCCACACCCGCGGCAUCUGAAACCCCCCAGGCUUCUACUUUGGAUGGCAUCGGAGACGAACUCCACACCAUAGCGGCCUCCAUGGCCACGAAAGCCGACCUCCUGGUGCUUACAACAACCAUCCAGGACGCCCUCCGGGCCGAAAUGGCUGGACUCCGGUCGGAG